Drosophila willistoni is the source of this 1158-nucleotide messenger RNA. Its product is annotated as coiled-coil domain-containing protein 34. The transcript has a single exon. NCBI's taxonomy places the organism in Eukaryota, Metazoa, Arthropoda, Insecta, Diptera, Drosophilidae. Bases 1 to 1158 code for a protein of 385 amino acids. The record is from RefSeq and is a predicted model, not a curated record.
AUGGCUUUCCUGGGACGUUUGAAUAGUGUGGGUGAUCUGGUGGACUUUGAGGUUUUUAAUGGUAGUCGUUCAAAAAUCCAACAACCACAACAUCCAGCACCUGUUUUUGCUGAGAUAAACGAAGUUAGUAUAUCACCAAAAAAUCACAUGCAGAGAAAGUGCUCCAGGACAUUUGUUAAGACGUAUGAAAGCUCCGAGGGAUGCGUUUCUAGGCAUAUGCCAGGCAGUCCGUCAACAGUACGCUAUGUGCCCGGCUCCGUUUCAGCCAGCGAUAUCAAUUCGAUGGCCGAGACGGAGACGAGCACAUUACGAUGCUGUUCAUCUGACUCAACUGACUCAACGGAAGUCAUGGAAACGGAGACGGAAACCGAAACGCUGCAUUUAAUGUCAGCAGCAUCUGAGACUCGAAAUAAUUUAUUGGAGCGACAACCACUGGAGCAGACUAACCACUUAUCAUGUGAUGAAGUAGACUUGGACUUGGAUUUGGAUAAAGAUUCCAACACAUCGAUGUGUAGCUGGGAAGAGGCAUUGUCACGUCAGCCUCUGCAUUCUCAGACCGACAGCCAAAGCAUUCAAGUGCCUUCUCUGGCAUUGCAAUCGGAGGGUACUUCUGUCAGUUACCAACAUCAUUAUUGUAUGGAUCAAUUGAAGCUGAAUAGACCAGCUGGUGAGGCUUAUGAUAAUUGGCUAUCGGCAAAACGUCGACAGGUUCAGUAUAAACAACAAGCAGCACGGGAUUGGAAGGAGCAACAAAAGCAAAAUACUGCCCUGCGACAGCAACUCUCCGAGCAGCGUUAUCGAGAAUGGUGCAAACGGAAAACGGAACAAUCCAGACGGCGACAAACCCAGUCAGAAAGGAAUAAUGGUCACAUUAUUACUCCACAAAGGACUGAUACUGAUGCCAACGUUCGAUAUUUACAUGCCUGGGAAUUGCAGAAACUUAAGCAGGCUGAGCAACGUCGCCAGCAACAGGAAAUGUUGGCUUUAAGAAGGGAGAAGGAGAAAUUUCAGCGUAAACAGAAAUCGGAGCAAGCUUUUCAGCAAUGGAUGAAAAAUGUGCAUCAACGGCCCAAGCCAGUGCCCCUUAAUCAAGGCCUAAAAACUCUCAGAGGAACCAUAUCCCACAUCUACAUCAAUCCCAACGAAUGGGUUAAUUAA